AUGGGGACAGAGUAUACUGUGGACCUCUUGAUCAAACUUGGAGCAGACCACAAUUCAGCGAGACCUAUGACAGGCAGAUUCGUCGGUCCUUGGAAGUCAGUCGUCCAAGAAGGACGUCUCUAUAUUUCAGGGAAGCUGGUGCAAAACUUUGAUGCCAAUUCCCACGAAAUGAGUGUACUUCUUGUCGAUUUAUAUCAUCCGGCGUUACAACGAGAAUUUAAGGUUGUCGUAAAGCAUUUGCUAGACAUUGGAGGGCAGCUCACGGCAAUGCAGCCUUCUGUGGAUGGCUGCCAUCUUGAAAUAGCCCGGUUCCUUCUUUCUGCCGGGGCAGACUUCAAUACUGCACUGCGAUCAGUUGACCCAUAUCUACAUCUAGCAGUAAGGAACCAAUCAGCGGAAAUGGUGCAGAUGCUCUUGGAUGCGGGUGCCGAUACUCACACCAUCUCCUGGGAGGGAAAGACGGCGCAUCAAGUUGCCAGUAAAUCUGGCAUUCUUCGUCUUUUGAACGCGAAGGAUCGACAGUUCUCUCAGGCCCGAGAAUAUAAUCCAUCACUUGAUAUAUCUACAGUCUCCCGACAAGACCUUUGCACCGAGUGUGCGAAGUUGCCGCUGGAGGCAUUUUACCCACCGAUUGAGGCUGAGGACAAAAGAUGGGGUCCCUAUAUCGUGCCUCGCGGCCAAAAUAAAUGGUCUAUUUGGCGUCCCUCUUUCGCUUAUCUGGUAAAUACUGCCUACAAUGGAUGCCCAUUCUGUAUGUUCUUCCGUAAACAACUGGAAACCAGCAAGAUUGAGAUACAACCUUUUAGUAUACUCGACUUCACAAAUCUAUUUAUUAUGACCCCAGCAACCAUAUCAUAUUCAAUAAUGGAGAGAUAUCCGGCGAAUACUGAAAGCGGACAGAGCCCAGCUGCUUCAUUCUUUGUUGGUGUAGAACCAUUUGAAGGUACGUGCCACUAAAGUCCCACCUUUUGAGUUACCCUAAUUAUUACAGAGGGACCCAUACCGGUUCCUGGCGAUACUUCCUCUGCCAAUACAGUUGACCAAAUACAAACUUGGCUGCGAGAAUGCCUUGAAACCCACCAUCUUUGCAUGACUCAUUCGGAUCCCAAGUUUUUGCCGACGCGGCUUCUUGAUUUAACACUCUGGGUCAAAAGUCGAAGACUUCGGCUGAUUAACAGUAAGGGAAUUGAAAGUAAAGCACGUUACAUCGCUCUAAGUCAUCGAUGAGACACCAUAUCUACUGCUUCUAUGGCAACCACCCCAAGUAAUUUGAAGCUUCGGCUCAACUCCAUCUCGCCGGAUGAUCUCUCUUUGACGUUCCUCCAUACUGCAGACAUGACGACAAAGCUGGGCAUCAAGUACUUGUGGAUCGACUCUCUUUGCAUUGUGCAAGACUCUGUUGAUGACUGGGCCCAUGAAUAA
Messenger RNA from Hymenoscyphus albidus, 1422 nucleotides. The record is from the annotation of a GenBank genome assembly. Lineage: Eukaryota; Fungi; Ascomycota; Leotiomycetes; Helotiales; Helotiaceae.